AUGGCAAGAACUAAUACUCCAUGUUACCUCUCUUUUUCUGAUGCAACAAUAUCGAUAUCUACUUGUCUCCUCGAUAUUGGCAGUUCUCUUGGUAGACUUGCUCCACUCAAAGCUGUUCUAUUCGAUGUUGAUGGAACUCUGUGCGAUUCAGAUCCUCUUCAUUAUUAUGCCUUUCGGGAAAUGCUGCAAGAGGUAGGAUCUUCCUAUAAUGGAGUCCCCAUAGACGAAGAAUUCUUCUUAAGAAAUAUUGCUGGAAGGCACAGUGAAGAUACUGCUAAAAUCUUAUUUCCUGACUGGGAUCAUGAGAAGGCCAUGAAAUUUGUCGACGAUAAGGAAGCUAUGUUCCGUAGGUUAGUAUCUAAACAGUUGAAGGCAAUAGGUCUCCACAAGCUAUGCAAAUGGGUCAAAGAUCGAGGCUUGAAGCAUGCAGCAGUCACCAAUGCCCCGAGGCCUAAUGCAGAGCUUAUGAUUUCAAUGCUUGGUCUCACUGAUUUCUUUGAUGCUGCAGUAAUUGGAAGCAAAUGCCAAAGAGCCAAACCGUUCCCUGAUCCAUAUUUGAAGGCUCUCGAGAAGCUUAACGUCUCCGUGGAACAUACAUUCAUCUUCGAGGUUGGUCUAGUGGGAAAAAAGAAACAUCAUAAUGGCAAAUUGCCAUUUAUAGUUCAUUUGUUCAGCAAGAGCAACCAAUUUAAUUACUUCCAUUAGUCAUCUUUCCAAAUCCUCAAUGGCAACUCACUACAUUCUUUAUUAAUAUUCUCUAGAUCUUUUACAUUUUAUCUUAAAUGAAUGUAGCAUGCACCUCUUUGUUGCUUAUCUCUCCUACUCCUAUAACUUAUACACAAGCCAAGAUAUUUAGUUAUGUACUACUGACUUCUUACUUUUUUUCCCAACCUCAUCUCCGACAAUGACAAUUUUAUAUCCUAUGCAAACAUCAAAGUCAGUAAUUUGAGAAAAUUCUUAGCAGCUAAGCAAGAUCCUCUGGGGACACGCCAAGUGACUCAAUACAUGCCACUUAGGGUUAUGACAUUUUUACAAUAUACCAAAUAAUAAUCUUUUACUCCCUAUUUCUAAUACCAAAUUUGAUAUCAGGAUACAAAUUGGGAUAUCAGUUCAAAGUCAUUCCAUACCAGCAUAUCCAAGUAUCUUAAAGUAUCUAUCUUUAAGUGACGAAUUUAAAUAUAUUCAUACAAGGGAGAUUGUUACCUCAAAAAGAAGAAAACAUAAUUUGAUUGGUUCUCUAUAUACCGUAGACUAUUUUCUUCUCUUUUUUUCCCCCUUCUUUUCAUUUGCUUUAAUAUAGUGUCUAGAGUCGACUAUAUCUUAGUUGAACAUCUCAUUCAUGGAAUAAUCAGGUGUUUACAUCUACAGCCAUCGCAAUCUUCUCCGAGUUGGCAUUCAUACUAUAUAUGGUUCAUGUUCAUUUUUGCAUCAAACAAGCAUGGUUAUAGAAAUUAGUAGCCACCUAAUAU
Molecule: messenger RNA, 1469 nt
Organism: Musa acuminata subsp. malaccensis (wild Malaysian banana)
Lineage: Eukaryota; Viridiplantae; Streptophyta; Magnoliopsida; Zingiberales; Musaceae
Source: RefSeq, a predicted model, not a curated record